This is a messenger RNA of Vicugna pacos (alpaca), 4377 nucleotides long. The record is from RefSeq and is a predicted model, not a curated record. NCBI's taxonomy places the organism in Eukaryota, Metazoa, Chordata, Mammalia, Artiodactyla, Camelidae.
GCCCCUGGGCGUUUUGGACGCGAGGGCCCGCCCGGUGGGAGCGGGGUCUCGGUGCGGAGAGAGGGAAAGAGACUUCGCUGACGCCCGCCGGGCUCCCAGCGGAAGGAAGCCUCUUCUUUGUGCCCAGAAGGGAUGCCAAGCCAGGCCCACUCAGAACCUCGGAUCUCAGCCCUUCAUGGAGGCCAGGCCCCAGCAGGAACGGCGGUGGAGGAAAUUGGCACCCAGAUGGUUGCUCCAUGUGAAGCUGUCGUGGGCUGCGGGCCGACUAAGGAACACCUGGUAGUGGUUGAGCUGGGAAAAUUUGAAGGGAAGAAGUUUAAAAAUUCUAAUUUGAAAGAUGGACAGGCAAAAAUGGAGGGCGAGCAUGCACAGCUCCAGCCAUUCUUUGAGAAAGAAGGACUGACCCCGAGUAGGCAAAAAACACUGACGACUGAGCGCUACCCCGUGAUGCUCUGGUGGUCCCCGCUGACCGGGGACACCAGGAGGCUUGGCCAGUGCGGGGCAGACACUUGCUUCUUCACCAUCAACAGGACCUACCUCCAUCAUCACAUGACCAGAGCCGUCCUCUUCUAUGGUACUGACUUUAACAUAGACAGCUUACCUCUGCCUCGGAAGGCCCGUCACGACUGGGCCCUGUUCCAUGAGGAGUCUCCGAAAAACAAUUACAAGCUGUUUCACAAGCCAAUCAUCACCUUGUUCAACUACACCGCCACCUUCAGCCGGCAUUCCCACUUGCCACUAACCACCCAGUACUUGGAGGGCGUGGAGGUCUUGAAGUCCCGCCGAUACCUGGUGCCCUUGCAGUCCAAAAACCACCUGCGGACGAGACUUGCCCCGCUGGUGUACGUGCAGUCCGACUGCGACCCGCCCUCGGACAGGGACAGCUACGUCCGCGAGCUGAUGGCUUACAUCGAGGUGGAUUCCUACGGCGAGUGCCUGCGGAACAGAGACCUCCCUGAGCAGCUGGCGGACCCGGCCUCCAUGGACGCCGACGGCUUUUACAGGAUCCUUGCCCAGUACAAGUUCAUCCUGGCUUUCGAGAACGCGGUGUGCGACGACUACAUCACCGAGAAGUUCUGGAGACCGCUGAAGCUGGGCGUGGUCCCCGUGUAUCACGGCUCCCCCAGCAUCGCGGACUGGCUGCCGAGUAGCAGAAGCGCUAUCCUGGUCUCGGCGUUCUCCCACCCCCGGGAGCUGGCCGGGUACAUCAGGCAGCUGGACCGCGACGACGGCCGGUACGCGGCCUACAUCGAGUGGAAGCUGAGGGGCGAGAUCUCCAACCGGCGGCUCCUCGCGGCUCUCGCGGAGCGCACGUGGGGCGUGCACGACCUCAGCCAGCACAACCACAUCGACGCCUUUGAGUGUAUGGUGUGCACCAAGGUCUGGGACAACAUCAGGCUCCAGGAGAAGGGCUUACCACCCAAAACGUGGCAGGCAGACGUUACCCACCUGAGCUGUCCAGAGCCUACAACGUUUUCUUUCUCAACUCUGGCCCCACGCCGGAGCUCAUUGCGAGAGAUGUGGAUACCGAGCUUCCAACAAUCCAAGAAAGAAGCCCAGGCACUAAGGAGGCUGGUCGAUAGGAACCAGAACUUCUCAGCUCAAGAGUUUUGGGCUCUAGUAUUCAAGGACUAAUAUCAGAAAGUGUCCGAGUUUUAUUUUCUAGGCUGCCUUAAUAUUUGAAUGUAACAGCUGCUCUGUUGCCUGUCCUUAGGGUAAGAAUUAAUUGCUGCAGUACUCAUAAUGAGCUCUACCGAAUGAUAGAUUGAAUUACCCUCAGGGGUCACUUCUCUACUGUUUAUACUAAAAAAGUAAAUAUUUCUUACGGACAACUGGUCACCUUCAGUAUGGACCCACGUACCUGCCACCUUUUGUGGAAAUUCGCCUAAUGCAGAUGAGCGUUUUCCUUGCCGCCAGGAAACCCUGCAAGGAAGGCAGAGCACGUAGCCAUGGACGCUUAUCCUCACCUGACCGUCUGCAUUUAUUGGUAUUUGGCGAGCCCAGGGUCCUGGUGCCGAGCACGAACGUGCAGUGUGUGAGAACUUGGCAGUGAGAGAGCCCCUCUGGCCGCGUCCAGGGAUGUGAGUGGGUCCGGAAGGCUGUGAGAAAGUACUCUUCUAGCUACUCGCAUCUAAAGAACAUAGCACGUCUCUGCCUUCUCCAGACUCUCAGCCACCUCUCCACUUUUCUUGUUGUCACCUCACCCUGUCUCCUCCCCCUGCUCCUCCCUAACGUGGAACGUCUCGCGAAGACGUGUCUCCUUGUGUGUUUUGAUCGAAACCCUGAAGAAGGCCGCGGUCUAAGCGCUCCCUUGCUUCCGACUCCCCUGGCGUUUUUCCAUGUGGCACUGGGUGAUGGGCUGUGUCUCCUGUCUCCAGGACCUGUGUGCUAGUUGGCAGACAGCAUCUCCCAGGCACUGAUACUCCAUGGAUUUUCAGCAUGUGGUUUCCGAGUUGGCUGUCCUUGCUGGAAGAGGCUAUUGAUUCAUCCAGGGUUGUAUAAUCCAGCGAACAUCAGAGACAGAAUGAGAAUUACUGCCAAAGACUACACCUGCAAAGGAAGAGAUGGGGAGCUUUUACAAAUACACACUUGAUAAGACCCUAAUUGCUGAACCUCUCAAGAAGGGUCGCUUCUUCCCAAGCUGAGGAGGUUGGUGGGACAACUUCUGCAAAAGUGAACCACCCAGAUUAAACAUUACCUUGAUUUGUUUCUGAAUAUUGAACCAGUCUUGCAUCCUGGCAUAAGUCUCACUGAGACAUGUGUCUCCACUGACACCGUGGCGGGGGCGGUCUCAUUGCUGAAGGAUGAUGGGGAAAGUCCUGACUCUCCAACUAAUCUACAACGGAGGCAAGACUAUACAGUGGGGAAAAGACAGUGUCUCAAAUAAGUGGUGCUGGGAAAACGGGGCAGCUACGUGUCAAAGAAGGAAAUUAGAACAUUUUCUCACACCAUAUGCAAUAACAAACUCAAAGUGGAUUCAAGACCUAAAUGUAAGACCUGAAACCAUAAAACCAUUUCCUAGAAGAAAACAUGGGCAAUACACCUUUGACAUAGGCUUCAGCAAUAUCUCUUUGGGUCUCUCUCCUCAGGUAAGGGAAACGAAACCAAAAAUAAAUAAAUGAGACCUAAUCAAACUGAAAUCCUUUUGCACAGCAAAGGAAACCAUCAAUCAAACAAAAAGGCAGCCUACUGAAUGGGAGAAGGUAUUUGCAAAUGAUGUAUCUGAUAAGGGGUUAAUAUCCAAAAUAUACAACAAAAAGCUUAUACAAUUCAACAUGUGUGAUCUCCGGAGGGUGGCUUCUUUCCAAAGAGGACAGUGUGGAAUGGAAGAGGGGGAAAGUAACUUUGCAGAGGAGAAACCAGGCGAAGCUGCCUCAGCCAGGUGACCAAGGUCGACAUCAGCAGUGAAUCCCUAUUGAAACCCUAGGCUAUACCAGGCACUGUUCCGGGUGCUGCAAACAAAGCAGACGGGAAUCCCUGGAGUGUGUCUUCUCCUCAGCCCAGGACUGAUGCACUGCUGCCUUCUGAGAUGAAGUUGGAAAUACCUGGAAGAUCACUAUUGCUGGAGAAGGAACCUUGGCCAGACACUGGAAACUCCUUAUGUUCCCCUCCGGGUUUCACCUCCACUUACGAAGAGUGAGCAGUUACUGAGAUAACAGAGGAGGCAUCAAGAGCUUCUAAAAGGAGAGAGAGAACCCAGGGGACAGUCUGCUGAGGCAGCAUCCAGUGAGCAAGUUCUCCACUUCAGUCUUAUUAUUUUUUUCUCCCCCUGAAACCAAAGCUUGAUUUGCUAUUUGGCUCAAGGAGCAGAAGAGGACAGAGGAAGUCACAGUGCAUUUCCACUUCUUGUCCAGUUUCCAGUCCCAUGUCAGGAGAGCUAAACCUUGGAUGGCCCGGCAGUGUCCCUAGGGAGGUCUGCUUGGCGGAGAAAGGGAAGGAGCUUGCGUUGGAGGACAGCCGUCUGCAGCGCUCAGCCCACAAGCUGUCUGUCCCCCCUGACCCUUGUCAGUACGACAGCGGGGAGAGCAAGAUACAGAGUACUCCCUUUCUCAUCAAAAAGACAAGAGUUUUGUGUCCAGCAGGCACCAGCCAGUGCCUCCUUGGCUAAUAGCCAAUCUGGCUACAGGAAUUUGUCUGCAACAAAACAAAUCAAAGCUGCCCUGUGACUCGAACGAUGCACUGAUUUGAUCAUCUGACUAUUUGUUCACAUUCCACCAGAAGUACUUAAUGGAGAAGAGAUUAAAAGCCAACUAAUCUUGAUUUGCUAGGGCGUGAAUCAUCUCUUUGUCCAGCAUAUCCGGCCCGUUAGGCUCUAAGUAGCCAUCUUGGUUAUCAGAUUGACUAUGGACUGUUGGCAUCAGCAGUGCUGGCAUUCAG